This is a messenger RNA of Nematostella vectensis (starlet sea anemone), 2691 nucleotides long. RefSeq names its product potassium voltage-gated channel subfamily A member 7. Gene Ontology annotation, molecular function: protein binding; delayed rectifier potassium channel activity. The record is from RefSeq and is a predicted model, not a curated record. Gene Ontology annotation, cellular component: voltage-gated potassium channel complex; membrane. Lineage: Eukaryota; Metazoa; Cnidaria; Anthozoa; Actiniaria; Edwardsiidae. The transcript has a single exon. Gene Ontology annotation, biological process: protein homooligomerization; potassium ion transmembrane transport. Bases 325 to 1785 code for a protein of 486 amino acids.
GCACAUCCCCAAAUGUAGAUUCUAAAAUGACAUCGAGGGGAAAAACAAUAAAAAUAGAAGCUUUUGGUACCACCUGUCAGGCAAAGCUUAUGUUGUCUUUGGGCAAAACGAGUACUACUCCUGAAAUACGAAGUAUAAUUUUAGCCUCGGACUCUAAAUAAGAAACGGACUGUUACUUUCCCGUUUGCUGAAUGGCCAUCAUUUGGAGUGAGAGUGUUUAUUCACGGAAAGAUGCAUGGAUGAAUAGUGGAUUCAUCUCGGUCGCUUGUUCACGUUUAGCAAGAAACAAUCGCUAGAAGGAAAAGUCCUAAAACUCUUCCAGAAAUGAGGAUGGAAAAUUGUGAAGUAAAUAAUCACGUUUGUGAGAGAAACUCUGGCGUUUUUGAGGAAGAAGAGGAUGAAAGAGAAAUAACACCUUUUAUGCAGAAAACGGAAAAUCACCAUAAAAAAAAGAAGGAAAAAGGCAAACGAAUAAUUAUCAACGUGAGUGGACUUCGGUUUGAGACUUACGAGGCAACCUUAGCACAAUUUCCCAAUACCUUACUCGGAUCCGAGUCGAAACGCGAAGAAUAUUUCGACAGUGACGCGGACGAAUACUUUUUCGAUCGAAACAGAUCAACUUUUGAGGCAAUAUUGUUUUUCUACCAAUCCAACGGCAAGCUGGUUCGCCCUAGUGGAGUACCCUUUCUACUGUUUAAAGACGAAGUGAUAUUUUUCAAGUUGGGUAAGGAUAAUUUAAAGCGUUUGGAGGAAGAAGAAGGUUAUAUCGAGGAAACUACGCGUGUUCUUCCGCGUCAUCAUCUUCAGAGGCGAAUAUGGGAACUCUUUGAAUAUCCAGAUAGCUCGAUGGGCGCGCGCGUCCUCGCGGUCUGGUCCGUGUCCGUCAUCCUUAUUUCUAUCGUAGUUUUCUGCAUCGAAACUUUGCCCACAUUUCGCUGUAAAACCAGCCCUGACGGGAAUGGCUGCCCUAAGCUAUUACCCGGCACUAAUUCGACAGCUGAUCAUCCUGAGCCGGUGGAAAAGAGCUCUGCGUGGCUGGCACUGGAAAUUUUAUGCAUUGCCUGGUUUACGCUUGAGUAUGUAGUAAGACUACUUUCAUCACCACAAAAACUUUUAUUUGUGCGCUCUUUUCUAAACGUGAUUGACCUAAUGGCGAUCUUACCCUACUAUAUCACCCUCCCAAUGAAGGACCUACGCAUCACAUCUCUCGCAGUUUUGCGAGUCAUAAGAUUGGUGCGCGUGUUCCGUAUCUUUAAGCUAUCGCGUCACUCUCGCGGCCUACAGGUCCUCGGACACACGCUACGCGCGAGCUCGCGCGAGUUAGCGAUGUUGAUUUUCUUUCUACUGAUCAGCGUUGUCCUGUUCUCAAGCGCAGUGUACUACGCUGAGGAGGAAGAAGCAGCUUCCAAAUUCAGCAGCAUUCCAGACGCGUUCUGGUGGGCCGUGGUGACUAUGACAACCGUUGGGUACGGGGACAUGUAUCCCGUGACUCCGUGGGGCAAGUUAGUGGGAUCGAUCUGCGCCAUUUCCGGUGUGCUUACAAUUGCACUUCCGGUUCCCGUUAUUGUUUCAAAUUUUAAUUACUUUUACAAACGGGAACAGUUAUCGAGCUCAAUGGAAGCAGCGGAGAAUGGCGAGUCGUCGUAUGGGAGCUACCGAGAUGAGAAAGAUGGGGAACAUGAGCUCGUGAAUGGGCCGUUUGUAGCAAGUCCCUCGGGUCAUCUCGUUACCAGCGCGCACAACUCGUACAGCCUCGAGGAGGUUAAAGUGGAAACACCAGUUUAAAUGGGACCCCGUAGGAAUUGAAAGUUAAACACGCAGAAGAGCAUGGACUUUCAUACAAAGAAACGGAAAAUGGCCUAGAAAUGUUAUGGCAAAAAUGUAUUUACAACUGUUUGGAUGAAAACAGAAAUUAUUUAUAAGGAUAUAUAUCUAUUUGCGAGAUGCUUUCGACGCUAAGAAGAAUUUCAGUCCUGUCGAAUAACAAGUCUUUUGGGGUUGUGCCGAUCAACGACGCUGUCGUAGAGCUAGUUACCCAUGCACAAACUCGUUAAUACUAGGAGUGGGCGAUCUCUCUAGUGCCCAAGACUGCCAUCAGGUACUUAGCCCAGCUCGCCAAUUAGAGCUGUCACGAUACUACACGAAAGAGAAUUUUCGUAGAGUCCGCACGAGAAAAGGCUAGAAUAAUUUGGUUAAAACAAGCCAAAAGGUUACAUAGAUUACGCAUUUGAAAAAAAAAGGCGACAUAACCGUGUUGAGAGAGUGUAAUACUAUUGAUAUAUUGUUUGGUCAGUUAACUGUGACUGAAACACGGCCUGCCGUAAUAACAUAAUGAAACACAGAGUUAAUCUUGGCGGAUUUCUAGGGGAAGCUUUUUACCUUUUUUACAUCUCGAUAAGCUUAUCAGUUUUUUAGAAUAUUUUAAAGGAAGAAAUGAAAGCUUUUAGAGGCUUUAGGCAGGCUUCUAUCUUUACGGUAGCCUAGCAACGCAAAAAGCAAUUAAGCAUACAGUGCGGAUGGCAUAAUAAGAUAAAUUGUAUGGUGAUGGUGAAUGCAAUGAAAAGUUUCAUAGUAACUUGAAGCCCUUGGAAACAUAAAAAAACGAAAAAUCUAUUUUAUUUCUUUAAACGCGCCUAAAAUAUAUUCAUUCUAUUUGAUGCCGUUGAGUGCAAUAAACACGAAAAAAAUGUC